Equus quagga is the source of this 2367-nucleotide messenger RNA. Its product is annotated as cadherin-10. The record is from RefSeq and is a predicted model, not a curated record. The transcript has 11 exons. Gene Ontology annotation, biological process: adherens junction organization; homophilic cell-cell adhesion; cell-cell junction assembly. Lineage: Eukaryota; Metazoa; Chordata; Mammalia; Perissodactyla; Equidae. Gene Ontology annotation, cellular component: adherens junction; plasma membrane; catenin complex. Bases 1 to 2367 code for a protein of 788 amino acids. Gene Ontology annotation, molecular function: cadherin binding; calcium ion binding.
AUGACAAUAUAUCAAUUUUUGCUACUGUUUCUACUCUGGGUAUGCCUGCCACAUUUCUGUUCGCCAGAGAUCACGUUCAGAAGGACUCCUGUGCCCCAGCAAAGACUUUUAGCUGCACAUGUACCUAGGAGUGAUGGCAAACUUCUGCAUCGUCAAAAACGUGGCUGGAUGUGGAAUCAGUUUUUCUUACUGGAGGAAUACACGGGAUCUGACUAUCAGUAUGUGGGCAAGCUUCAUUCAGACCAAGAUAAAGGAGAUGGAUCACUCAAAUAUAUUUUAUCUGGAGAUGGAGCUGGGACUCUUUUUAUUAUUGAUGAAAAAACAGGUGACAUUCAUGCCACAAGAAGAAUUGAUAGGGAAGAAAAGGCCUUUUAUACUCUACGUGCACAAGCUAUUAACAGAAGAACUUUGAGACCAGUAGAACCAGAGUCUGAGUUUGUGAUCAAAAUCCACGAUAUCAAUGACAAUGAGCCAACAUUCCCAGAGGAAAUUUAUACAGCUAGUGUUCCUGAAAUGUCCGUUGUAGGUACUUCUGUGGUGCAAGUCACAGCUACUGAUGCCGAUGACCCUUCCUAUGGGAACAGCGCCAGAGUCAUUUACAGCAUCCUUCAAGGGCAGCCGUAUUUCUCUGUGGAGCCCGAAACAGGUAUCAUCAGGACUGCUUUACCAAACAUGAACAGAGAAAACAGGGAGCAAUACCAAGUGGUGAUCCAGGCCAAAGAUAUGGGCGGCCAGAUGGGAGGCUUGUCGGGCACCACCACUGUGAACAUCACGCUGACAGACGUCAAUGACAACCCCCCUCGCUUCCCCCAGAACACCAUCCAUCUUCGAGUUCUUGAAUCAUCCCCAGUUGGCACAGCCAUUGGAAGUGUAAAAGCAACUGAUGCUGACACUGGGAAAAAUGCUGAAGUAGAAUACCGAAUUAUUGAUGGUGAUGGAACUGAUAUGUUUGACAUCAUAACUGACAAGGACACACAGGAAGGCAUCAUAACUGUGAAAAAGCCACUUGACUAUGAGAGCCGAAGACUUUACACCCUGAAGGUUGAAGCAGAAAAUACCCACGUGGAUCCACGUUUUUAUUACCUAGGACCAUUUAAAGAUACAACAAUUGUGAAAAUCUCUAUAGAAGAUGUGGAUGAACCUCCUGUUUUUAGCAGAUCCUCCUAUCUGUUUGAGGUUCAUGAAGAUAUUGAAGUGGGCACAAUCAUUGGUACUGUAAUGGCCAGGGACCCAGAUUCUACUUCAAGCCCCAUUAGAUUUUCCUUGGAUCGCCAUACUGACCUUGACAGGAUCUUUAACAUACAUUCUGGAAAUGGAUCUCUUUAUACAUCAAAGCCACUUGACCGUGAACUAUCUCAAUGGCACAAUCUUACUGUUAUAGCUGCUGAGAUUAACAAUCCCAAAGAGAUGACUCGUGUGGCUGUUUUUGUGAGAAUUUUGGAUGUUAAUGACAAUGCCCCACAAUUCGCUGUGUUCUAUGACACCUUUGUAUGUGAAAAUGCCAGACCAGGACAGCUAAUACAAACUAUAAGUGCAGUAGACAAAGAUGACCCCUUAGGUGGACAGAAAUUUUUCUUCAGUUUAGCUGCUGUCAAUCCAAACUUCACAGUACAGGAUAACGAAGAUAAUACUGCCAGAAUUUUAACCAGAAAAAAUGGAUUCAAUAGACAUGAAAUAAGUACCUAUCUCUUGCCUGUGGUGAUAUCAGACAACGAUUACCCAAUUCAGAGCAGCACAGGGACACUGACCAUCCGCGUGUGCGCGUGCGACAGCCAAGGCAAUAUGCAGUCCUGCAGUGCUGAGGCCCUGCUCCUCCCGGCCGGCCUCAGCACGGGAGCCUUGAUCGCCAUUCUCCUCUGCAUCAUUAUUCUGUUGGUUAUAGUAGUACUGUUUGCAGCUCUGAAAAGACAGCGAAAAAAAGAGCCUCUGAUCUUGUCUAAAGAGGACAUCAGAGACAAUAUUGUGAGCUAUAACGAUGAAGGUGGUGGAGAGGAGGACACUCAGGCCUUUGAUAUCGGCACCCUGAGGAAUCCUGCAGCGAUCGAGGAGAAAAAGCUCCGGCGAGAUAUUAUGCCGGAAACUUUAUUUAUACCACGGAGGACUCCCACGGCGCCGGAUAACACGGAUGUCCGGGAUUUCAUUAACGAAAGGCUAAAAGAGCACGAUCUGGAUCCCACCGCACCCCCCUACGACUCCCUUGCAACCUAUGCCUACGAAGGAAAUGAUUCCAUCGCAGAAUCUCUGAGUUCCUUGGAAUCAGGUACCACUGACGGAGACCAAAACUACGAUUACCUCCGAGAAUGGGGCCCUCGGUUUAAUAAGCUGGCAGAAAUGUAUGGUGGCGCAGAAAGUGACAAAGACUCUUAA